CAUCUCCCCUCCCAGAACCUCAUCGCCUCACGCCUUCCUCAUCCAUCCUGCGUCUUCUCCGAAUUCCCAUCCUUUCCCCGUCUAAUUUCAGUUUCCCCCCUCCGCCGUGACGCUCACUCGUCACCAUGUCCGACACCUUGUUGAAGCCGGAGAAGGACUUCUCCAAGGAGGCUGACAAGCUGGUCCCCGAGGCAGAGCAGCUUGCCAAGACCGAUGUGCAAGGCGCCAUUGACAAGCUCCUGAUAUUGGAGAAGCAAGCAAGACAAGCCUCGGAUCUUGCCACGACAUCCCGGAUCCUCGUCACAAUCGUCACAAUCAGCAAGACCUCCGGCGACUGGAACCUCUUGAAUGAGCAGGUGCUCCUGCUGUCCAAGAAGCAUGGCCAGCUCAAGCAGGCCAUAACGAAGAUGGUGCAGGUGGUGAUGGGAUUCCUGGAGGAGACGCCGAAUAUGGAGGUCAAGCUGUCGGUCAUCAACGGCCUGCGGACUGUGACCGAAGGAAAGAUCUUCGUCGAAGUCGAGAGAGCCCGUGUCACUCGCAUCCUUUCCAACAUUAAGAAGACCCAAGGCGAUCUCAAUGCGGCCGCCGACACCCUCUGCGAGCUGCAAGUCGAAACGUUCGGAUCCAUGACCAGAAGAGAGAAGACGGAGUUCAUCUUGGAACAGGUGUCUCUGUGCAUAGAACGGGGCGACUGGACGCAAGCCACGAUCCUCAGCCGCAAGAUCAACAAGAGAUACUUUGCCCGCAAGCCGAAGAAGAGUGCCGAGGAGAUCGAGAAGCUGAAGAAGGAGGUCGAGGAGCGGGAGAAGACGCGCCAGCCGGAUGAGGCCCCGAUGGAGGUGGACGACGACGUGACGGACCUGAAGCUCCGCUACUACGAGCAGCAGAUCAUCCUCUCCAACCACGACUACAAGUACCUGGAUGUUUGCAAGCACUACCGCGAAGUCCUGGAUACGGAUUCGGUGCAGAACAACCCGGAGCAGCUUCAGGCUGUUCUCGCCCGAAUCGUCUACUACAUCGUGCUGUCGCCGUACGACAACGAGCAGUCGGAUCUGCUGCACCGCAUCCAGCAGGACUCGCGGCUGUCCGCGGUGCCCGUCGAGGCGCGGCUCGUCAAACUCUUCACCAUUCACGAACUGAUGCGCUGGCCCAUGGUGGGCGAGCAGUUCGGACCGCACCUCUGCAACACGGACGUGUUCAGCGCCCAGCCUAGCCAGACGGCCGAGGACCAGCCGCACCGGAGGUGGCAGGACCUCCGCAAGCGUGUGAUCGAGCACAACGUGCGGGUGGUGGCCAAGUACUACACGCGGAUCGAGAUGGGCCGGCUGACACAACUACUGGACCUGACGGAGGAGGAGACGGAGAAGUACAUCAGCGAGCUGGUCACACUGAAGACGAUCUACGCGAAGAUCGACCGUCCGGCGCGGCUGGUCAACUUCGCGAAGCCGCGCGACGCGGACGACGUGCUGAACGAAUGGAGCAGCGACAUGAAGAGCCUGCUGGGGCUGCUGGAGCGGAUCGACCACCUGAUCACGAAGGAGGAGAUGAUGGCGCGGAUUCUUCCAUCUCGGGGAGAGAAGGGCAAGGCCCGUUAAGUGUGAAUAGCAAUUGACACCGACUGACACUAACGCGGGUGUACAAUUACGAUAGUAGAAUGGAACUGAUGAGCAUCCCACAAACACAGCUAUAAACAAAACAUAUGUAUGCA
Aspergillus heteromorphus CBS 117.55 is the source of this 1708-nucleotide messenger RNA. RefSeq names its product proteasome regulatory particle lid subunit RPN5. Lineage: Eukaryota; Fungi; Ascomycota; Eurotiomycetes; Eurotiales; Aspergillaceae. Gene Ontology annotation, cellular component: proteasome regulatory particle, lid subcomplex; cytoplasm; nuclear proteasome complex. The transcript is spliced from 5 exons. The coding region runs from base 126 to 1595 and encodes 489 amino acids. The record is from RefSeq and is a predicted model, not a curated record.